Aspergillus clavatus NRRL 1 is the source of this 3552-nucleotide messenger RNA. RefSeq names its product SAGA histone acetyltransferase complex subunit SPT7. The transcript is spliced from 4 exons. The coding region runs from base 1 to 3552 and encodes 1183 amino acids. Gene Ontology annotation, biological process: regulation of transcription by RNA polymerase II. The record is from RefSeq and is a predicted model, not a curated record. NCBI's taxonomy places the organism in Eukaryota, Fungi, Ascomycota, Eurotiomycetes, Eurotiales, Aspergillaceae. Gene Ontology annotation, cellular component: SAGA complex; SLIK (SAGA-like) complex. Gene Ontology annotation, molecular function: structural molecule activity; protein heterodimerization activity.
AUGUCGCUCGGCCACCACCACACCUGGCUACCACCAGGACAUCUCCGGCCUCCCGACGAUCCCAAUGAUCUGCGAUCUGUCAAUGGCUACGCGAAAUCUUUGUCCGGUUUCAAAACGCCGCAGAUGCGCGCUUCUGCCGGCGCCGACGGCGCUCACGCGGGUAAUUUGAUAUCGGAGUCUGACAUGGCAGCCGAGGAGGACUCCCGCAUUGCCGUCUUUCGGGACCUCUACAAGCGCAGUGAGGCGAAAAUAAAUGCCCUAUUCGCGAAAAAACAUGACGCGGAAAAAGAGGUCGCCGGCGCGGCUGCUGUCGCGGAGACGGAGCAACCCGACUCUCAGGACCACCGUGCCGCCGAGCCGGCGUCGCUCCCCGCUGCCCCCAAGAAACCGGCAAGGAAGCUGGACGACGAUGAUUAUGACGAAUACGACGACGAUGACGAGGAGGACGAGGAUGCGGAGGCGCCCACUCCGCCCAAGUCCAAGUCGUCCCUGCCGUCCCAAGAUCUCCCGUCGCCGAAACACCGUCCGAGUAUAGCAUCGGUGGGUGCCGAUAGCCUGAAGGAAGUCAAGAAGGAGACAAUUGAGGAAAUCCGAAAGAAACUGGAGGAGGACAAGAAAGCUACGGAAGAAGCCGCACGGCGCAGCUUUCACACCAUGUUCUAUACUCUAGAAAAUGAUAGGGAUGCUAUGCUGGAUCAGCAGCGCUUGGAGGAGUCCGAGAGGCAAGUCGAAGCUGAGAUGUCCGGCCAGGCCAACGCCGCUAGCAACACCGCGAAUGCGAAUGCGAAUGGCUAUGGCUCCUUGAGCAAUGCCAACCUAGGCGCAUCGAGUCUGACCCUGAAGAAUUUGAUCGCGAGAAUCGACAUGAAGCGGAACAUGGUGCAAGCCUCAGAUGCCGAGCUCCGAAGCUUAAUGAGCGAAGUUCGCAAGAAUCGGAGCAAGUGGGCUAGCGAGGACAAGAUUGGCCAGGAGGAGCUCUACGAAGCUGCGGAGAAGGUUCUGAGCGAGCUCAAAGCCAUGACUGAACAUUCGUCUGCUUUCCUGACCCGCGUCAAUAAGCGAGACGCACCGGACUAUUAUACUAUCAUCAAACAUCCCAUGGAUUUGGGGACAAUGACGAAGAAACUCAAAGCGCUCCAGUACAAGUCGAAACAGGAGUUUGUCGAUGAUAUCAACCUGAUUUGGUCCAACUGUUUCAAGUACAACACAAACCCAGAACACUUCUUGCGCAAGCAUGCCAUGUACAUGAAGAAGGAGACUGAGAAACUGGUCCCUCUCAUUCCUGAGAUCGUCAUCAGAGAUCGCGCCGAAGUCGAGGCGGAGGAGCGCAGAAUGCAACUCGCUGAACUUGACGGUGCGGAGGAGAGUGAUGACGAGCCCAUCAUGUCGUCGAGAGGCAGAAAAGCGCCGGGGAAAUCUGCUGCCAAAAAGGGUGCCGCUCCGGCUCGAAACACACCCAGCGGAUCGGAACCUCCUGCUUCUCAACCCCCUGCGCCUGUACGGUCUGACUCGGAUGUGGCAAUGGAUGGAGUUCCAAAUGGGCUCGGAACGUCACCCCCAAGAACACAAACUCCUUCGGAUCCAGCCGGUGCCACGGCGGGUGUACCUGCAAGCCACGCCGACUCCAUGGAGAUGGAUACCUUGCCGACGCCGAGCUAUGCACUGAGCGCUUUGAGUAUACAGGGUGUGGAACUGGAAGACCCUGAAUACAAAGUAUGGAAGCAAGUCACGAAGAAAGACCGAGCGGUCAUUGCUGCAGAGCGACAUCGGCUUUUCAAAGGCGACAAGCUGAAUUCCGAGGAGCCUGCCUUGCUAAGGACCAAAGCAGGGAUGAGACGGUGGCUGAGAAAUCAGAAAAAGAGCCAAGCAGAAGGCGAUCAGGCCCGGGAUGCGAAUUCACAGGCUAUGGAGUCUGAUGCUGCUGGUGAGACCCUGGCAGAGGGUAUCGAGGGUGACGAGGAGAAGGUCAUUCCCGAUUACUACGAUGUCAUGUCCGGCGUGCCCGAUCUUCCUGAACAGUUGCUGUGGAGGGAAGAUGCUGAUGGCAAUGUCGUCGAUGCCUCAGAGGAAUUCUUGAGGAUUCUACCCAAAGCCCUUUUUGUGCAACCGGAGAGUAAACUCUCGAAAAAGAUGGACGCGAACAUGCGGCAGAUGCAAGAAACCAGGAAAAUCUGCUCUAAGAUUGGAAUUGUCAAGCAGAUGCAACUCCAAUCUCAGAUGUAUCAAAAUCAAUUUCAGAAAUACAACCCGGAGCCUUUUGUCGAGCAAGAUGUCGGUCCGCAUGUCAUGAAUGACGAAGGACCUGUGGUUGCACCCUGGGUCUGCAAGGCGGCUCUUCAGCGCUCAGUUGCCAAGAUCUUCUACCAUACCGGAUUUGAGGAGUAUCAGCCAUCCGCAUUGGAUGCGGUGACGGAUAUCGCUUCGGACUUUUUCCUGAAGAUCGGCGAAACCAUGAAAUCCUACAUGGAAGCUCCCAAGAUCCCCCCUAAGGAGACCCCGGAAGUAUCGUCCUCAAACUCGCAGUGGAAGCGAGCGUAUACCGAGCCUGAGAUCGUCCUGCACACCCUAUCCUCGGUUGGAACUGACGUGGAAUCCCUUGAGACUUAUAUCAAGGACGAUGUCGAACGACUUGGAACGAAACUGGCGACUGCUCAUGACCGUCUGCGGUCCUUGCUGUCUGAGCUUCUGAGACCGGCCCUCGCGGACGGUGGUGAAGAUGGCUCUAAAGCAUUCCAGGAUGGAAGCGAACAGUUCAUCGGCGGUGACUUUGCCGAGGAUAUCGACGAAGACUUCUUUGGUUUCAAGGAGCUGGGACUGGACCGCGAGUUUGGCCUGGCAACUCUCAGUGUUCCACUUCAUCUCCUUCAGAACAGGAUGUACAAUGCCGCUCAGGCUCAGAAUCCAAGUGCUGCACAAGCCGUCACCCUUUUCCCACCUCCCCCUCCCUAUUCGCGCAUCACGACAGAGACAGUGUCAUUGCAGAUCGGGCUGGUGCAAGAAUUCUUCCGCGUCAAGCUACAAGCCAGCAACAAUGAGCCUCUGGUCGAAGACCUCGAGCUGCCGCCCAAGCAGAGGCCAAUGGCCGCGCGACCUCGUCUUCCUGCCUCCGGCAAGAUCCCUCCGCCUUCUGGUCCCCAGGGUCUUACUUCCAGUCCGCAGAAACGACCACUCCCGCCAUCAGCCUCUAGCCAGGCGCCCGUGUCCAAGCCGUCCUUCUCCGAACCUAGCAAGAAAAAGCUCAAGAAGAACAGCGGCGUAGCCGGCAUCCCUGGAGCCACCGGCGACGGCGACGAAGCCCCAGCUCUAGACGGCGCGCAGCCCUCGAACGCAGCUGUCCCAAGCUCAAAAGCCGGCGAUGCCACCGCGGACGAGCAGUCCGGAGUGUCAACCGCCGAAGUAGGCAGCAGUACCAAGAACGGGCUGGACAGCUCUGCUGUGUCCGACGUUGUCGGCGGCAACAACAGUUCUACCAACCCCGCGGACGCCGAGCAAAGCAAGAGCAGCGGGAACGCCGCGGCCUUGACGAAUGGGACGACAGGCGAUGCGUCAUGA